ACCACCUUGGAACUGUGACCUCAGGGCCUAAGCACUGUCUUCCACCACAGCAUUAAGUAGGCCAUCUGUAGAACCUGUGUUACACCUGCUCGUGUGCAGUCCCUCUGUGCAAUCUUCGCUCAACACUUGCAUAACAACAGGUAGAACAAGAGCGGGGUAUCAGCAGCAGUACGUAAACAAUGCAGCGGCCCCGCCUGUUGUCCCCUGCGGCGGCAGCUUCCAGAAAGGGGCUUUGUUUAGCUUUUCUUGCCCUGUGAUUGGUGGAGCUCGGCGCAGAGGCAUCGCGGUCUGCUUUAGAUGCAUGCUACUAAACAAGUAGCUAAACACGCGAGCGCACGGCUCUGAUUAGUAGUCCCGGGACUUCUGUAGGACCUGUCCUCCCCAACUCGCCAGCUGGAUACAACAAUAGACUUCUAUCUGGUGUGGAACAGUGCUAGCUGCAACAAGCAGAGCAAAAUGAUGACCACCGUUCUACCGCUCUCGCCGCCCCCGGAGAACACCAAGCCGGGUACCGCCGUCCCGACCAGCGCUCCGGUCCUCAUGGACAUUCGCGUGAACUCCCCGAACAUCCCGAAGUGUGCGGGGUGCGAACAAGUGAUCCUGGACCGUUUCAUCCUGAAAGUCCUGGACAGGUCGUGGCACGCCAAGUGUCUGCAGUGCUCGGACUGCCAGGCCCAGCUCACCGACAAGUGUUUCUCUCGGGACGGACACGUGUACUGCAAGGACGACUUCUUCAGGCGAUUUGGGACGAAAUGUGCGGGUUGUGGGCAGGGGAUCCCCCCCACCCAGGUGGUCAGGCGCGCACAGGACAAGAUCUAUCACCUGCAGUGUUUCGCCUGUAUCAUGUGCAAGAGGCAGCUGGCCACCGGGGACGAGUUCUAUCUGAUGGAAGACGCCAAACUGGUCUGCAAAAGUGACUACGAAGCAGCGAAACAGAGAGAAAUGGAACUGGAGGGAACACAGAAGAGACCCCGCACAACUAUCACCGCCAAGCAGCUCGAGACCCUGAAACAAGCCUACCAAAACAGCCCCAAACCCGCCCGCCACGUCAGGGAGCAACUGUCGCAGGAGACGGGACUGGACAUGAGGGUAGUGCAGGUGUGGUUCCAGAACAGAAGAGCGAAAGAGAAGAGACUGAAGAAGGACGCCGGUCGGGCCCGGUGGGGGCAGUACUUCCGCGGAAACAACAACAACAACAAUAUCAAACGGAAAGGCUCUCCGGCUAGAAGCGAACAAAAUGGCGCUGUGGACGAUCUAGACUCCGAUCUCUCUAAGGAUAUAGUUUAUUCAGAUGGACAGAUGGUAGCGAUGAGCCCAGGAAGUGACAUCUACCCGGGCGGGACUUUGGAAGGCGACCCCGCGCUCGGCCCCAUGCCUACCAACCCGGGCUACCCGGUAGACAGUAGUCCGUACCCCACACUACAAGGCGGGAACACCUACAACAUGUCGCACUCUCCACCCGUCCCUCUCGGCGGCCCACCAGGCAUCCACCCCGGCAUGCCGUACGGAGAUGGCGGGCUGGGCAGUCAGAGUUUCGGCCAAGCCAUGAGGGUGAUGGUGGGGGGACCCGGCUCGGACCUGUCCAGCGGCAGCAGUCAAGGCGGUUACCCAGACUUCCCUGCCAGUCCCUCCUCGUGGCUUGAUGACGUAGACAGCCACUACUGAAACACUGCCAUAAAAACAGACAUUGUUGCAGAGAAAUACAACAGGAAAUGAUCAACUGACUGGUCUUGUGCAGAACAAACAUGUUGGGGAAAAGAGUCCAUUCCGCCACAAGGGAACAAUGUAGACAAUGUCCAACCGACAGAAAAGUGGUUUGCUGACAAAUUCAACACAUUUCAUUGUUUUAUACGGUAUUCCUAUAUCUAAAAAAAAGAGGAUAUUCUUUCAAAACUUCACUCUCUCGAAGAGAAAAUUUGUCACUCCUCUCACAUUUACCUUGCUGCAUACUCCUAAUUCCGACAUACAUUAUAUUAGGACACCAGCAAACGGUUUACAUAUAUGGAACAAUUGAACUGAUUUGUAAAGGGGGUUGGUUGAUCAUAUAUAACAUUUUCUGUUGAAAUAUGGCGUUGUCAAUUUCAAACUCAACAUACAAAUGCAUAUUAUGUAUAUGUUGGUCAAAGAUUCUCAAUAGCGGAGACAAAAGUCAGCAUUCUUUAGUAAUGUUGUGAAAGACACCCUCCUAUUCUAGAUUCUAACAAAACGAUGUCUUCAAACCGCACCGCGGUAACGUAUCUUUGUAAAGUUCUAUUUUUAUGACAGAGCAAGGAAGACGGGUCUGUAUAAAUUACGUGCGCAUGCAUGCGCAGUGCUUCAUUUCUCGUAAACCCCCUGACCCGCCGUCAGUAUUUAUUAGGAGCGGAGCAGAGGUCGCGAAAAUUAAUUUUUCUCCGAAGUGGGCCAUUACGUCGGAGACGUAACCGCGGGAUUAAUCUCUGUCAGUGGGCGGCUGAUCGAUUGCAGCGCCCGGUGAGCUACAGACGGCGGCCCGGGUACUCAAGCAGCCAUGUUCUCUUCAUAUUCCAACACAGCGGAAAGUACCGUUACUCUCGCUGAGAAUGUACAUAUGUUUUCUCAUAAAUUAUUUCACAAAAGCCAUGAUGUUUUACUAGAACUGAAGCAACGCCAUUUCACAGGAAGUCCUUUUGACUUGAAGAAGUAGGAUAAAUUGCAACAAUGUGUAUGAGUAGAGAACAUGUGUUGGAAUAGAAUCUUACCUAGAAAGUUCUAAGUAGCUGUCGGCAUCCACUAAUAUAUCAUGUAUUGCUACUGCCAAUACUGAUCCAACAAUCCUUCAGUGUUGUCUGAAUUAGAAUCGUAGUGAGAGCCCCAAAUAUAUUUGUAUGUGAAGUGGAAAUGAAAUGAUUUAUCUAUUUAUUCCGUUGUUUGUUUUUGUUGUUGUUGUUGUCUGUCUGAGCGUAGCAUUGUAAAAUUUGUUAGAUCAACUUACAGACAGAUUAUGAGACGACUGUAGGGACCACACUGACCCACGAAAAAACAUUUCUUCUCAAUUUCAUGAGUAGCAUUUUUUCGCCAUUGCUGGAGUCUGUGACGUUGUUUCUGACAUGUACAUAUAUGAAUAAAGAAAUUUCUAUCGGA
Molecule: messenger RNA, 3102 nt
Organism: Branchiostoma floridae (Florida lancelet)
Lineage: Eukaryota; Metazoa; Chordata; Leptocardii; Amphioxiformes; Branchiostomatidae
Product: LIM/homeobox protein Lhx3-like
Exons: 6
Coding region: 457-1665 (402 amino acids)
Biological process (GO): neuron differentiation; regulation of transcription by RNA polymerase II
Cellular component (GO): nucleus
Molecular function (GO): DNA-binding transcription factor activity, RNA polymerase II-specific; RNA polymerase II transcription regulatory region sequence-specific DNA binding
Source: RefSeq, a predicted model, not a curated record